AUGGGAUACCUCGAUCAAUUCGAUAUGCAUAUUGAUAUGACCGAAGAUGAGUUUGCUCACUGGCUGAUGCCUAGAGAAGGUGUUACAUAUUCGUAUGUUGUUGAAGAUCCAGAGUCUCACGAAAUUACAGACAUGAUCUCCUUCUAUUGUCUCCCAUCAAGUAUCAUCAGCCACCCAGCCCACAAGACUCUCAACGCUGCAUACCUAUUUUUCGCAGCAGCUGCGAAGACUGCAAUAAUAGACAUCCUGCAAGAUGCUUUGGUUUUCGCGAGGCAGAAUGGGUUUGAUGUAUUUAAUGCGCUUGACUUGGCUAGGCAUUCUGAGUUUUUCAAAGAUCUCAAGUUCCACAUCGGAGACGGAGAGCUCCACUACCACCUGUACAAUUGGAAGUGUCGUCCAAUGGCUAAGGAAACGAAUGCCUUGGUUCUGCUGUAG
Molecule: messenger RNA, 435 nt
Organism: Chondrus crispus (carragheen)
Lineage: Eukaryota; Rhodophyta; Florideophyceae; Gigartinales; Gigartinaceae
Exons: 1
Coding region: 1-435 (144 amino acids)
Biological process (GO): N-terminal peptidyl-glycine N-myristoylation
Cellular component (GO): cytoplasm
Molecular function (GO): glycylpeptide N-tetradecanoyltransferase activity
Source: RefSeq, a predicted model, not a curated record